Molecule: messenger RNA, 627 nt
Organism: Plasmodium fragile
Lineage: Eukaryota; Apicomplexa; Aconoidasida; Haemosporida; Plasmodiidae
Exons: 3
Coding region: 1-627 (208 amino acids)
Source: RefSeq, a predicted model, not a curated record
AUGGCCUGCACGAACUUCAACUCCCCGUACCAAGCGGAGAAGAGGCGGACCACUGAGGAUGUUGAGAACACAAAGUUGGAGAGCGUGAGCGCGGCCAUCGACUAUCGCGAAAUGGAUUUGAUACUUUUCCCUGAGGGGUCAUUAAAAAAUAUCAACAAUACCGUUGUCAGUGAGAAGCACUUGGUUGGGAAAUCCGUUGCUUUGUUCUUUUCGAACGGGAGUGACCCCAGGUGUAGAGCAUUCCUUCCUUUCCUGCAGCAGUACUACAAAACCAUCAACGAGGCAGGUGGCAGCCAGAAAAUUGAAGUAAUCUUUGUGAGUACGGACCCGGACAGGACCUCCUUCGAAGACCACAAGAAGCACAUGCCGUGGUUGUACAUUGACAUAGCUGACCCCUUAACAGAUAUUCUGAAGAAGCAUUUCCGAGUGAUGAACCCAUACGAAGUCCCUUUCUAUGGAUCAGGGCCAAGAAGUGAUGUUCCCUGUUUAAUCGUUAUUGGUAGUGAUGGGCGCGAGGCACAGCUCCUGCACAUUUGCAGUGGAAGGGACGAAGGAGAAAAGGGCAUUUUGCGAUGGGACUACAGGAAUAAUGUGUACUCGUUGAAUAAAAGGGAGUCUUCCUUCUGA